This is a messenger RNA of Cyprinodon tularosa, 3755 nucleotides long. Its product is annotated as diacylglycerol kinase eta-like. The transcript is spliced from 28 exons. Gene Ontology annotation, molecular function: ATP-dependent diacylglycerol kinase activity. Gene Ontology annotation, biological process: intracellular signal transduction; diacylglycerol metabolic process; lipid phosphorylation. Lineage: Eukaryota; Metazoa; Chordata; Actinopteri; Cyprinodontiformes; Cyprinodontidae. The record is from RefSeq and is a predicted model, not a curated record. Bases 144 to 3740 code for a protein of 1198 amino acids.
GGUCCGAGCUGAGAGAGGAGGCAGAGCGGAGGGAGGACUCGGACAGGCUGCUCGUCUCCUCCUCAGCGGCGGUGAAGCAGGUCUCUGAUUCCUCCUCUUCGGUGUUUGUCUCCCUGUCAACGCGGAGCUGAAACUCUGGCGCCAUGGAGGAGGUUCUCCCCUACAGCCGCAGCCCUGCCUGGGAGGAACUGGAGCCGGAGAAGGGGGCCGCCGCGGGGGUCCAUGCCCAUGUGGAGGCCGCCGCGGCCGGACCCGGACCUGGACCCGGACCCGGGGCGGUGGACGAGUCCUCCGACAGCGACGCGGAGCAGGAGGGACCCCAGAAACUGAUCCGGAAGGUGUCCACCUCCGGUCAGAUCAGGAGCAAGACGAGCAUAAAGGAAGGAUUGUUACUCAAACAGACAAGCUCCUUCCAGAGGUGGAAGAAGCGCUACUUCAAGCUGAGAGGCCGAACUCUUUACUACGCCAAAGAUGCCAAGUCUGGCAGCGCUUUGGCACGCUGGCAGGAACGGGCGCUGCGCCGGGUGUCCAGGAGCCGCGUGUGCUGGAGACUUCUGUCCGUGUGCUGGACGGGCGCACGGCGCUCCCCCCCACCUCUGGGUGCCAGUGGAUCUGAGGAGGGCCUAGUGAGAAUCCGGUCCCUGAUCUUUGAUGAGGUGGACCUAUCAGACGCCAGCGUCGCAGAGUCCAGCACAAAGAAUGUCAACAACAGCUUCACAGUGAUCACCCCGUUCCGUAGGCUCAUCCUCUGCGCCGAGAACAGGAAAGAAAUGGAGGACUGGAUCAGUUCGCUCAAGUCCGUCCAGUCCAGAGAGCAUUACGAGACGGCACAGUUUAAUGUGGAACAUUUCUCAGGGAUGCACAACUGGUACGCCUGCUCCCACGCACGGCCCACCUUUUGCAACGUCUGUAAAGAUAGCUUGUCUGGGGUCACAUCCCAUGGCCUCUCCUGUGAAGUGUGUAAAUUCAAAGCUCACAAACGCUGCGCUGUCAGAGCCACUAACAACUGUAAAUGGACGACCUUAGCCUCGAUUGGGAAGGACAUCAUUGAGGAUGAGGAUGGGAUCGCCAUGCCUCAUCAGUGGCUGGAGGGCAACCUGCCCGUCAGUGCCAAAUGUGCCGUGUGCGAUAAGACCUGUGGCAGUGUCCUGAGGCUGCAGGACUGGCGCUGCCUCUGGUGCAAGGCGAUGGUGCAUACAGCCUGUAUGGACCUGUAUCCUCGCAAAUGUCCUCUGGGUCAAUGCAAAGUCUCCAUCAUCCCCCCCACAGCGCUCAACAGCAUCGAUUCCGACGGCUUCUGGAAGGCCACCUGCCCCCCAUCAUGCGCCAGCCCCCUGCUGGUUUUUGUCAACUCUAAAAGCGGCGACAACCAGGGGGUUAAAUUUCUCCGGCGCUUCAAGCAGCUCCUCAACCCGGCCCAAGUCUUCGACCUGGUCAACGGCGGUCCCCACCUGGGUUUGCGGCUGUUUCAGAAGUUCGACAACUUCCGGAUCCUGGUGUGCGGAGGGGACGGCAGCGUGGGAUGGGUUCUGUCCGAGAUCGACAAGCUCAAUCUGCACAAACAGUGCCAGCUGGGGGUGCUGCCCCUCGGCACCGGCAACGACCUGGCCCGGGUGCUGGGCUGGGGCCCGUCCUGCGACGACGACACCCAGCUGCCCCAGAUCCUGGAGAAACUGGAGCGGGCCAGCACUAAGAUGCUGGACCGCUGGAGCAUCAUGACCUAUGAGAUCAAGAUCCCACCGAAGCACAGCUGCCCCGCCACGCCAGAGGGAGCCCACGACUGCCAGUUUCACAUCUUAGCCUACGAAGACUCUGUGGUCAGCCACCUGACCAAGAUCCUCAACUCAGAGCAGCACUCUGCCGUCAUCUCCUCUGCCAAGAUCCUGUGUGAAACCAUAAAGGAUUUUAUUGCCAAAGUGGGGAAAGCGUACGAGAAAAGCACUGAGAACGUGGAGGAGUGCGACUCCAUGUCCCUCAAAUGCUCCCUCCUGAACGAGAAGCUGGACUCCCUCCUCCAGACUCUUAACGCAGAGUGCCAGUCUCUGCUCCCGCUCCCCCACUGCACCCCCCCCAUUGUAGAAGAGGAGCAAGAGGAGGAUGAAGACGAGGAUGAGGAGGAGGCCAGCGAGGAGAGCCUGACGGAGCCUAAGCGGAAGCUGGAGGAGGAGGAGACGGAGAAAGGAGCAGGAGGAGGCUCCUCGCAGCAGCUGUUCAGGAGCAGGGAGCAGCUGAUGCUCCGAGCCGACAGCCUGAAGAAGGCGGUGCGGCAGAUCAUAGAGCAGGCUGUGAGAGUGGUAGAUGACCAGAACGCCCACGCGGAUGACACGGAGCUCCCAUCGCCCCUAGAGUUCAGGAAGGACAGCGAGGACGAGAACAGGGACAGCGAGAAGGACGAAGACACCAAGGAGCUGGAAGCCAUGUCCUGUGCAAAGAGUCCCUGUUCUCCGACGGAGAGGAGGGUGAGCCGCAGCACCCAGUCUUAUGGCCCCUUCACCAUCACCCCCUUCACCACCAGCAAGGAGAACCUCCCUGUGCUCAACACCCGCAUCAUCUGCCCUGGCCUGCGAGCGGGGCUGGCCGCCUCUAUCGCCGGCAGCUCCAUCAUUAGCAAGAUGCUGCUGGCUAACAUCGACCCGUUUGGUGCGACUCCCUUCAUCGACCCGGACCUGGACUCUCUAGAGGGCUACAUGGAGAAGUGCGUCAUGAACAACUACUUUGGCAUCGGCCUGGACGCCAAGAUCUCGCUGGAGUUCAACAACAAGAGGGAGGAGCAUCCAGAGAAAUGCAGAAGUCGUACAAAGAACAUGAUGUGGUACGGUGUUUUGGGCACUAAAGAGCUGCUGCAGAGAACUUACAAGAACCUGGAGCAAAAGGUCCAGCUGGAGUGUGACGGCCAGUACAUCCCUCUGCCCAGCCUUCAGGGCAUCGCUGUGUUGAACAUUCCCAGCUACGCAGGUGGAACCAAUUUCUGGGGCGGCACCAAAGAGGACGAUAUCUUCUGUGCUCCAUCGUUUGAUGAUAAGAUCCUGGAGGUGGUGGCUGUGUUCGGGAGCAUGCAGAUGGCCGUAUCCAGAGUCAUCAAGCUGCAGCAUCACCGCAUAGCCCAGUGUCGGACGGUGAAGAUCACCAUCCUAGGAGAUGAAGGUGUCCCCAUCCAGGUGGACGGGGAGGCCUGGAUCCAGCCGCCUGGCGUUAUCAAGAUCCAGCACAAGAACAGAGCGCAGAUGCUGACGAGAGACCGGGCGUUUGAGAACACAUUAAAGUCAUGGGAGGACAAGCUGAAGUACGACAAGCCCCCCCUACGGCCACACCUCUACCCACAGCAGUCUGUGGAUCUGGCCACGGAGGAGGAGAACGCCAUCAUGCAAAUGUGCGCCCGUGCUGCGGAAGAACUCAUCACGAGGAUAUGCGAAGCCGCAAAAACCAACGGGCUUUUAGAGCAGGAGCUGGCUCACGCUGUCAACGCUGCUUCUCACGCCAUCAACAAAAUGCACCCGAAAUUCCCCGAGAGCCUGACCAGGAACACAGCCAUUGAGGUGGCGAGCACCGUCAAGGCGCUUUACAACGAGACCGAGUCUCUCCUGCUGGGACGCGUCUCUCUGCAACUGGACCCACCAGAGGAGGAGCAGCUGUCCAGCGCUCUGCAGAGCCUGGAUGUUGAACUGGGCAAACUGGGAGAAAUCCCCUGGCUGUACCACAUCCUGCAGCCCAACGACGAGGAGGUAAGAAGGCUCAGCUGAUCAGCGACCAGACCU